AUGCCAUUUCCCACGCUUUCCCCCAAACCUGAAUCCCAUCCCCCGGGACAGGCUCAAAUCCUACAUCCUUCAGGGCCCGCUCCAGGGCUGACUCCACCAUUCCCACCAUCCCACCCUGUUUGCCCGCCCCUUCCCUUCUCCCCCUCCUGUAGCCCCUCCCCUUUCUCUCGCUCUUCCUCGCUCCCUCCUCCCUCUUCACCCCGCCCCCGUGCGCUGGCACCCUACGACACAGAAAUGCGCCAGGUAGCGAGGGAGCGUGGCGGGAGGCGUGACGUCGGCUCUGCGCGCCGUGGCGGCCGUUGCUUUACCGUUGCCCAGAGAAGGCGGAAGGGGGGAGUCCCGCGGGCAGCAGAGACCUCCGGGGUCAGGCUGAAAGAAGCGGAACAGAUGCAAAAUCUGGAGGGCGCGGGGGCCGGGCGGUCAGUGAGCACGCAGACUGGCAGUGUGACCGGCCAAAUGCCAAGGCUUUCUAAAGUCAACCUUUUCACUCUGCUCAGUCUCUGGAUGGAACUCUUCCCAACAGUGGAAAAAAAGCAAAAAUUACAGAGAAAGGAAGAGGAUGAACUUGGACCUUUGGGAGAUAAUGCAGAUGUGGCCAAAGUGUCAAAUGACAAAAAACAGGUGAAGAAAACUGGUCUUGUGGUGGUGAAAAACAUGAAAAUUGUUGGUCUCCAUUGUUCUAGUGAAGAUUUACAUGCUGGGCAAAUUGCUCUUAUUAGGCAUGGGUCUAAGAUGAAAAACUGUGAUCUUUAUUUUUCCAGAAAACCAUGUUCAGCUUGUUUGAAAAUGAUUGUAAAUGCUGGAGUGAACCGAAUUUCCUACUGGCCUGCUGAUCCAGAAAUAAGCUUGCUUACUGAAGCUUCCAAUCCACUGAGUACUGGAGAUGCAAAACUGGAUGCCAAGGCAGUGGAAAGAUUGAAGUCAAACAGUCGAGCCCAUGUGUGUGUGUUGCUUCAACCUUUGGUGUGUUAUAUGAUGCAGUUUGUAGAGGAAACCUCCUACAAAUGUGAUUUUAUUCAAAGAAUUGCAAAAACACAGCCUGGCUUUAACUCUGACUUUUAUUUUGAAUGUAAACAAGAAAGAAUAAAGGAAUAUGAAAUGUUAUUUCUGGUUUCCAAUGAAGAAAUGCAUAAGCAAAUAUUGAUGACUAUAGGCUUGGAGAACCUGUGUGAAAAUCCAUACUUUAGCAAUCUAAGGCAAAAUAUGAAAGACCUUAUUCUGCUUUUGGCCACAGUAGCUUCCAGUGUGCCCAACUUUAAACACUUUGGAUUUUAUUGUAGCAAUCCAGAGCAGAUUAAUGAAAUUCACAAUCAAAGCUUACCACAAGAAAUUGCAAGGCACUGCAUGGUACAGGCCAGGUUAUUGGCCUACCGGACUGAGGAUCACAAAACAGGAGUUGGAGCUGUGAUUUGGGCCGAAGGGAAAUCUAAAACCUGUGAUGGAACAGGGGCCAUGUAUUUCAUAGGAUGUGGUUAUAAUGCCUUUCCUGUUGGAUCUGAAUAUGCUGACUUCCCACACAUGGAUGACAAACAGAAAGACCGAGAGAUAAGAAAGUUCAGAUACAUUGUCCAUGCUGAGCAGAAUGCCUUGACAUUUAGGUGUCAAGAAAUAAAGCCAGAAGAAAGAACUAUGAUUUUUGUGACUAAGUGCCCAUGUGAUGAGUGUGUGCCUUUAAUCAAAGGUGCAGGCAUCAAACAGAUCUAUGCAGGAGAUGUAGAUGUUGGAAAAAAGAAGGCAGACAUCUCUUACAUGAGGUUUGAGGAGCUUGAAGGUGUUAGCAAAUUUACAUGGCAACAGAAUCCAACAGAAGCUCAUAUUCUGGGACUAAAUGAGUCUGAAACCAUAGAGAAUGGUCUCAAGACACCUGAGUUAGUGGAUGAAGAAUGUCACCAAAACAAGAAGUUAUGUCUUGGAAACCACUAAAAGAAAAGAAAGUCCUGCCUGAAUGAGAGAGGAGGCUGAGAGGAUUUUUAUUGCACUUUUUAAAUUCAUCCUUGUUGCCUCUCAAAUAAGGAUGGAAUUUAGGGAAUAAUUGACAAGUAUUUUUAAGGAAGUUAAUUUAUUACUGGGAUGUGUGAAUAAUGUUAAUGAGAAUAUUUUUAUUUUAGAUUUCUUUGUGUGUUUUCUAGAGUACGGUGGGUUUUUUUAUUACGCUAUAUGAGGUAUCAACAAUGAAUAAGACUAUUGGAUGGCUGAUUUCUGUUGAUGUGGAGUUUAGAUCAGCUAGGUAUCCUGGGCCAGAACCUAGAAGUGAGUAAGCUACCCAUUUGAAGGGUAGAUGUUCAUUCAGACCAUAAGAUUGUUGUGUAGUUAACUGCCAUAAAGAAAUGACUGGCAGUCUCAUGACCUGUAAGAGUCAGUAAACUCCCUAAAGGUCAGUUUCAUGUCUGGGGUUUACUAAUCAAUAGUAUCUAAUCCAUUUUAAUUGAUUCUUAGAAAAUAAGGUAAUUUCUGAUAGACCAUGAUCUCCAUUUUGAAAGUUAGUUUCUAAAAUGGUCAUUAAUUAUCCCCAAAUCCUUUGAUUAAAUUAAAUACAAGUCAGAUUGACUUGAAUGAAUUAUCACUGAAUUAUGAUGGCAGCAGGAAGAAAAUAUUAUUUCAUAAUAGCAUUCUUGUUCAUUGACAUUAUCUUUUGAAAAGGACACUCAAUCUAAAAUAUUCCCCAAAUUGGAGGAUCAUUUUAACAAUAAGAUAAUUUAGUGUGGUAAAUUCUAAUGAGCACUUUAGAAUUACUUAUCCUGUUCUUUAUUGUUCCUUAUUUAUAAGUGAUGUUGAAAAUCUCAUGGCUUUGAAGUGAAAAAACAAUAUAUUGAAAAAAGAAACGUUCCCUGCCAUUAAGAUUGCUAGAACAAUCUUAACAGCAAACACUACGUGGAGUUUAAGUUCCAUUUCUAACUGCUCUCCUUCCCAUUUUUAUUUGCUGAAGAAUUUCUAGAAAAUUCCAUUUUGAGAGAGAAAAUGAUCAGCUUUAGUCUUGGCCCACACAUGAAUAAUAAAUGAUAGGAUAGUCUGGUCCCUUUUCUGUGUUUUCCAGGAGGGAGGAGGGAACAUCCACUGGCUGAUAUUCUGAGGGGCCACCUGCUGCCUGGGGCCAUCAGACUCGCUCAUCUUACCUCCAGUUCUGUCCACUUUCUUUCCAUAGUAGCACAUGACUUUUCUAGGCUUGCCCUUCUAUCUGCCCAGUUUUCAGCUAAUCUCUGCUCUUUGAUUGGGGAUAAUAUAUUCAGGCAAAUACAGAGAUGGGGAAGAAAGAGGAGAUAGUGAAGGGAACAAAGCAUACACACGUGAAACAUUACACCAAUUAUCCAGACGAACUUUCAAGACGGACUUAAAAAAAAAAACUAAGCUCUUUUCUGAGCAAGAUUCAUACAUACUAAAAUGUUCAGUAUACACGAAAGUAGUGUGAACUUGUUCAAUAUGUAUUUUUCAUAUGCAUCUAUGUGGAGCUGGACUUGAGUUAUUUUGUAGUAUUGAGUCUUCCAGCAGAAUAUUUUAUCAACUCAGCCAGCCAGCAUUUAUGGGGUGAAUAUGUAUUUGUGUGCCCAGCUUUGUCUUAGACCCCACAGGGGCAGAGUGCAAAAAUUUAUGCUAAAGUGGUAAAAGUUCUAAGUGAAAUUUCUUUGGAACAUCAAUUAGAAAGGGCUAAUUGAUUGCCAUUGCACAAUGGAGCACCUAAAUGGUGUUUGCUGUCACCAUUAAGUUUAGCUUGCAGUUUAAGGAGGUAGUUACAUGUGAAUGAUGGCUUAAAAGGUUUCUCUUUUGCUUUUCCUCUCUGGUAGGUUUUCAGAUUCAAUAUUACUUUCUUGUAGGUUGUUUUAUCCAGGAAAAAAGUUUCCAUAGGAAAUAAAUUAUUUGGUAAAUUAAUUUCAUUAAAGCUUUAAGCAGACUUUUAAAAAAUGAACAAGACGGAACUAAGCUAAGUUCUAAUUGGUGAUAGAAAUUGAAACUACAGCUUUGUGUCCUAGCAGCAUUGGAGAUUUAUUUAGCCAACUGACUUGGCUGGAAGUUUUCUUUUCCACAGCGUAGUAAGAGAUGAGAAUUUCUACUUUAUUCUUUUAAAUCCAUUGUUGUCCGUAAUGACUGAAAUGAAGACACAUAAUACUUGAGGAAUCUCUUCUUGUUUGCUCCUCCCUCCCCUCAGCCAAAUGCCAAAGACCCAGGUUCCAUGGAUCUUUUCUACCACAUUGACCCUGUUGAAUAUAUUGGAUAUACAUAAUUUCAUUGCAACCCUUCUGGAGCUUUUGCCUUGGUCUGGAGGCUUUCUUUCUCAGAUGCUUUUUUUUAAGUGGAGAAUAUAGAAUCUCUCACUGUUAGCUUUCCUUGUUUCAUAUUGAGAAAUAGAAUGCUAGUAGGUAGAGUUUAGUCUGUAUUCAGAGUUGCCUAUACACUGUUAAAUGCUUGUGGGUUUUAAGCUGAGAACUGCUCAAAAUUCCAUCUGGAUGUGGCAUUAGAAAUUCAGUCAUUCUUGUCUUAGGAUGGUUGUACUUGAUUUACAUCAGUUUUAAGUUUGGAUUAUAAAAGCCUAGGUAAAUCACCUCAGACUCGCAGACCAAAGGCAUAUAAGGCUAUAUGAAAUAAUCAUGCAUUAUUCAGUCCAGCCCAGUCUUGCAGACAGAGCACAGUAAUUCAUCUCCAGAGCAUCAUCCUGAAAGGGUAUGGGCAUAAAAGAAGUCAGGGUACAAGCAAAUAUGUAUUUUAAUCAAUAUGGAAACUAUGUCCCACAGUUCUAGUUAACAGUUCUUUAGGCUACUGACACUCACUUUAACACAUCCAUUAACUAUAGGAAAGACUACUAAAGAAUUUUCAGGCAAUGAAUUUUUAAAAACUAGCUUUUAGGCUGGUGAUGUCUAGAGUCACUAGUAUUUUAUACCUAUUCGUGUAGUUCAAGUUGGUGUUGGGGUCACAAUUAGACACCACCUUUUUUGAAGUCACAUUUCUAGCCUCAGGAGCUAUGUAGACAUGUUGGUAAGUGCAGUAAUCUGCCUUGCCUCUUAAAGCAAACAUUUUCUAUUACUAAGAUCACUAACCUUUCCUGCUUUCUCCUAAAUAAGUAGCUGCUGGGCCCAGUGGGCAGGCAUCCUACCUAACUAACCAUUAUACAUAGGGUAGCCAUUCCUACUCUAGUAAACAUAUAAUAAGGUGCUUAAUACAUGAAAAUGAGUGUUAUUAAACUUUCAGUACCAGAUAAACUUCAGUUUGCUAGAAGCACAGAGAGAUUCUACUGUCUUCAGUUUACUUGGUGUAAGCCUUGGAUUUGCUUAUGUACACAUGGAUCUCUGGCAGAUGUGUGUUUUCUUUUUAAAGUCACUAUGUAAACUUUGAGGGGAAUGCAUACUCUUGAUGUAAUGGUGAAAUCCUUUGGAAUUGUUGCAUUGUUCUUGUGUACUUUUUUCCCCACUGUGUCCCAUUGAAACAUCACCAGCAAGUUCAGGUUUAAAGGGGUCUGCUUUAAACUGUGUAACUUGAAUAUCCAAUUUCAUAAAAUGAUCGUCAUCAUGUUCAGUUAAUACUUCCAUGUCAACUACAUAGUGUCCCCCAAAUGUAUGCAGCGGCUAUACUUAUUUUCUGAAAAAGAAAAUAUAUUAGUUAUGGGCUGAAAAAGUAUAUAUUCAUUUUGGGAUGACAUCUUUAGUCACAGAAAGUAAAAGGGCCAAAAUCAAGUAGCAUCUUAAGAUAAUCCUAGUAAUUAUUUUUUUUUCAUUUUAAAAUACCUUUGGAAAAAAAAAUUAUGUGAGAAUGAUGGUCAUCUCCCUACCUAUUUUGGUGAAGCGGACCAAAAAAGCUACAUGUGGUCAUGCUUCAACUUUUCCAAAUGGAGGGAAUCACCAGCUUUUUAAAUGGGCUGGUUAUAUUAUCAUUUUUGAAAUGGGGCAACAUUAAUGCUGCCAAACACUUACUUGAGUUGCACGCUUUCAAAAGCAAUACCUCACUUUCCAUUCAUAACUUAGUUUUUUAUGAACAUUUUUAUGAAUCAUUUUCAGAUUUUUUUUCUGAAUCAUUUAAUCAACUUUUCAAAUGUCUGUCCAAUGAAAGAAUAUUUUAAAAAUCAAAAAUAAGUACCUAAUUCAUGCACAGAAAUCUCUGGGGAAUAAAUAGAGAGCUGGUGCUGAGAUUUUGAUAAUUCCUUGUAUCCUUUCUUUUUUUCUAAAAUAACUUCAUUACAAACUUAGGACUCUCAACAAUAUAAACUAGGAGCAGAAAGAAUAAAAUCAUGAAAUCCAAACACUUUGGUUGAAAAUUUUAAAAAUACUUCAUACAAAUUUAAACAAAAUAAUACUUUAAUCUGACCUGAGAUUUCUUUUCUGUAUGUAAACUUAAAAAGGUUUGUUGCCCUUGGUUU
Messenger RNA from Vombatus ursinus (common wombat), 6340 nucleotides. It is a transcript of the gene CDADC1, whose product is annotated as cytidine and dCMP deaminase domain containing 1. Gene Ontology annotation, molecular function: dCMP deaminase activity; zinc ion binding. NCBI's taxonomy places the organism in Eukaryota, Metazoa, Chordata, Mammalia, Diprotodontia, Vombatidae. Gene Ontology annotation, cellular component: cytoplasm. The record is from RefSeq and is a predicted model, not a curated record. Gene Ontology annotation, biological process: dUMP biosynthetic process; dTMP biosynthetic process. The coding region runs from base 1 to 1923 and encodes 640 amino acids. The transcript is spliced from 12 exons.